AUGUUAUACAAGUUACUAUCAUUUGGAUUAUGGUUUCUAGUGGUAAGUGGGAUAUUGUUUUUAUUACUGUAUGUAGAUAUUGUUUCAUAUUACAUAAGUAGGAUAUUGUUUUUAUUACUGUAUGUAGAUAUUGUUUCAUAUUACAUAGGUAUUGUUUACAUUACUUCAAGAAGGAUAUUGUUUAAAAGUAGGAAAUUGACUUGUGUAAAUUACAUAAGUAGGAUAUUAUUUAUUAUAGUAAGAAGAAUACUAUUAAUAAGUAGGAUACUGUUUAUAUUACAUAAGAAGGAUAUUGUUAAAUUAUAUGACAUAGAUGGGGUUGUAAUUGAUAAAACCUCUAUUAACAUGCAAAUAACGGAUGUAUCAAGAAUAACGUCACUUAUAUUUCAUGUUAAAGCUUGUAGAGAUGCACACUUCCUUUUCUAUUCGGAUUUAUAUCAAUUAGUGAAAAUUGUCAUCUUAGGUAGUUCUGGUAAUUGUGAUAUAAGACCUGGUUUUUACAGUUAUGAGAAUUAUAAACGAUGUAUUGUUGAUUGUUAUCAAUUUAAACCAUUCUGGAUAAGUUGGCAGUCAAAUUAUAUGCGACUUGGUUAUGGAAAUAUCGUCGACCAGCAGAUCGUUGUGUCAGGGACGUCACCACUAACGUUUGAUAUAGCGUAUUUAUCAGUAAUGCGAUAUGAAAAUUUCUCUUGGGAAAUAGAGUACCCUGGAAAUAAUACUGGAAUACAAGAUUUCAAGUUUAUAAGACAUACCAACACACGAUCAAUGUCCAUCUUGAGUGUUCAAACCACAAGAUCUGUGUCAAUGUGUGGUAUCUCCUGUAAGCUCUCAACAGAUUGCUUUGGUUUCAACUAUAAUCCUAGUUUGAGCUACGAUAACUGUGAACUUCUAACCUCUUUUCAGCUUAUUGAUAAGAAUAACCCUGAAUUACAAUUACAGAUAAUUCAUCCUUAUGAUUGGAAUUUAUACAUUACCAAAUUCCCUUAG
Lottia gigantea (owl limpet) is the source of this 987-nucleotide messenger RNA. RefSeq lists its product as hypothetical. Bases 1 to 987 code for a protein of 328 amino acids. The record is from RefSeq and is a predicted model, not a curated record. Lineage: Eukaryota; Metazoa; Mollusca; Gastropoda; Lottiidae. The transcript is spliced from 9 exons.